AUUAGAAUACGCAUGAGCUCAGCUAUUUACUUCCUGGUUGAGCAGGAGCAUUAUUUGCGAUCAACAUGGAUGGAAUUACAACGGAACUGUGUACAAGUGACGCUGUAAAAAUCCCUGAAAGCGUUUUACGCCGGGAUCAGGCGAGACUGGAAGAGUUAGAGCGCCGCAAAAAUGCCAAAGAGAGCCAGACAGUUUCGGAGGAAAAGAUCAGUUACUUCAGCGCUAGCUUUAGCGCGGAGAAGGCUGCUAUAGAGGAGCUGCUAUCAAGCUGCACACAGACUGACCACCAGAAAGCCACGAAGGUUUUAGAGGAGGCGACAAACAAGCUUCAGCACCUCCAAAAGUUCCUGAACGACAGCACGGUAUUUCUCACACAGUACGAACUAAGACAGGCGCAAGAAUCUCUGCAGAAAUUGCAAGGCUCCAUAGCUGAGAAAAGAGCCGAGGUGAUGCCCAAAAAGAAAUUCGCUUUCCGGUCGCGUGCCGCCGGUGCGAGUCAGCAGCCUGCACUCCCUCCCUCCAGCAGUGAAGGAAAACCCAGAGCAGAUCCCGGGCUUUCUGUGGUGGACUCUGCGAUCACUACUGAACAGUGUGGCUUCUCAAAUGCCCACAAUGAAGUUUUAAUCAAGCAGUCAGAAGAGAUCCAGAACAGGGACGUCCUGUUGUCUCACCUGACCAACUGCAAGGUCAGACUAUACGGCUCACCAAGUACCCUGCAUAUUAAAAAUGUGAAGGGUUGCCAGAUCCUCAGUGGGCCUGUGUCCAGUUCAGUUUUCGUUGAUGAGUGUAAAGACUCCACGUUGGUACUGGCCUGUCAGCAGCUGCGCACCCACAACACCACAUCGACCCAAAUAUACCUCCAUGUCACUAGCCGAGCAAUAAUAGAGGACUGUCACGGAGUCUCUUUUGCUCCUUUUAACUGGACGUAUCGUGAGCUGGAUGAUGAUUUUCAAGUGUCUGGACUGGACCCCAAAAGAAACAAUUGGUCUCAGGUGGAUGAUUUCAACUGGCUUGCUGCUGGAAUGCCUUCGCCUAACUGGACUGUAAUUCCAGAGUCUGAGAGGACAUCUUGUUGGGACGCUGCAGAGCCAGAAGCAUGAUCUGGAACUUUUAAUCCUUCUAAAUUGAAAUGUUUUAAUUACUAAUGGAGCUAACUUCUGAUUGUCUUGCCCAUACUAACAGAUUGCUCUACUUAAUGAGAUGUCUUAAACCCCCUUUUAAAAAUAAACAUGGCCAUGUUGAAUGCA
Molecule: messenger RNA, 1247 nt
Organism: Pangasianodon hypophthalmus (striped catfish)
Lineage: Eukaryota; Metazoa; Chordata; Actinopteri; Siluriformes; Pangasiidae
Gene: tbcc
Product: tubulin folding cofactor C
Exons: 1
Coding region: 66-1100 (344 amino acids)
Biological process (GO): tubulin complex assembly; post-chaperonin tubulin folding pathway
Cellular component (GO): cytoplasm
Molecular function (GO): tubulin binding
Source: RefSeq, a predicted model, not a curated record